AUGAGCUUGGACCUCAUAGUUUAUGGAAACAACAAUCAAUUCAUGGAUUGGAACACAAGGUUCCAGAUAAUCCUUGGCAUAGCUCGAUGCCUACAAUUAGGGAUGGCAAUGGGGCCUUGUGAGGGAUACACAGCCCCAGAGUACGCGAUCCGAGGCGAGUUGUCAGAGAAGGCCGACAUCUACAGCUUCGGAGUGCUCCUUCUUGAGAUCAUCUGUUGUAGGAAGAACACAUAUCUCAACUUACCAACAGAGCAGCAGUACCUUCCUGAAUACGCGUGGAAGCUAUACGAGAAAAACAAGGUGAACGAGCUGAUAGAUCUGAGGCUCCGAGAACACGGGAUCGUGGAGAGAGAUGUGGUGCAUGUGAUCCACGUGGCGUUCUUGUGCAUUCAACCGCUGGCGAACCUGAGGCCUCCGAUGUCUGAGGUGGUGGCAAUGCUGACGUGUAAAGCUGAUGCAGGGGCACCCAUAAGGCCAGCAUUUUUGGACAAGAGGAGGAGAGCAGAAGGGAGCUUCUCUUGGGAUGUUAUCUCAGAAGCUUUCCCUUCUUCCUAUGGGAGUCUUGAAUCUCACCCUGCAUCACGAGCAAAGGAAGAGGCUGCUUGA
Molecule: messenger RNA, 606 nt
Organism: Linum trigynum
Lineage: Eukaryota; Viridiplantae; Streptophyta; Magnoliopsida; Malpighiales; Linaceae
Source: the annotation of a GenBank genome assembly